AUGUGUAUCCAUGAGGACCCACAUGUUGUUAUGUCAGCACUUGCAUGUGGAAAGCGAGUAGAAGACAUUGGCCCGAUUCUCCAAAUUGGCGGGACUCGCUUCUGUUCAACGUCUUGUCACCAAACUGAAUCCGUGCUGGGCGUCGGCAAAGCCUGCAACCCUGACUUGGAAACACUUUGCCAAGCCCUCCGACGAGAAGGGUGGUCAUUUGCAAUCGAGCCGCAAUAA
Messenger RNA from Protopolystoma xenopodis, 228 nucleotides. NCBI's taxonomy places the organism in Eukaryota, Metazoa, Platyhelminthes, Monogenea, Polystomatidea, Polystomatidae. The record is from the annotation of a GenBank genome assembly.